Messenger RNA from Lottia gigantea (owl limpet), 1320 nucleotides. RefSeq lists its product as hypothetical. The transcript has 8 exons. The record is from RefSeq and is a predicted model, not a curated record. Bases 1 to 1320 code for a protein of 439 amino acids. NCBI's taxonomy places the organism in Eukaryota, Metazoa, Mollusca, Gastropoda, Lottiidae.
AUGGAAUUUGGUAAAGAAUUCAAACAUUUACAAAUGACACAUGGAAUUCAGAGACGCACUCUACUCAGUUCUGUCAAGAAAAAAGACAAUAACUCAGACGAUGAUAACAAUGUAAUACAAUCAAGAUCACCGUCACCAAGGAUAUAUGAUAUAGAGGCACAAUCUCCGCGACGCCUACCUAGUGUCUUAAAGAAAACUGUGCCUCAUUCACCAUGUCUGAUGAUCCUAGAUGAAGGAAACAGAUUGAGUGAAGAUUCCAGAAAAUCUGAGGGGUCUCCUCGCAAGAUGCAUGUACAUUUCAGCAAUACAUUAGAAGUUGUUCACGAUAUUCGGGAUUCAUCUACGGAGGAUUCCCCUAGUUCUUACGAUUCUAAACCAACUCCGUCUGAAUACAGCAGUGACUUCGAAAAAACUGAAUCUAAUACUGAAAAAUCUUCUUAUGGAAAAUAUUCCAGUGAUUUUGAUUCCUCAACACUGUCUGGUAAAUAUGUCAGUGAUUUUGAAACUCUGAGUGAUAAUUCUCAAACAGAUCAAGAAACUUCUGACUUGGCCACGUUCUCUGAACUGACAGACAAUAGUGACUCAACUCGUACUUAUAGUGACAGUGAUUCAUAUACAGAGUCACUAUAUAGUGAUAUCAGUUCACUAGAACGAGACUCGUCACUAUCAGGAGAUGUCUUCACGGACACAUUCGAAUCUUUACCAUAUACCUCAGAAACAUCUAAAACCUCACUUCGGCAUAGUAUAUUGGAUAGCCUUGCCUUUCCAGAUUUGAGUGAUAUUGAAGCCAGUGAGGUGUCUUCUACUCAGAGUCAGUUUAUAGCCGACACUCUGUACAGAUUAAAACAUGAACAUAUCAAACUAGACUUGGACUUACCAGACAUACAACUGCCAUCACAACCAGCAGUAGAUAAAAAAGAAAGUAAACAUUUGGCUAGUUAUUGUCGAAUGAAAAUAAAACAACUUCAACAGAACAGAGAUUCAGAUUAUUUAUUUUUAGGAAGAAGAGCAGAAAUAAAGGUAGAAAGAAGAAGAGCAGAAAUAAAAGUAAAAAGGAAACCAACUAGAGUAGAAGAAUAUGGAAUUGGUUCAAGUAUAGUUGAGAGAAUAAAGUUACAUAAUUUAAUGGCUAACAUGAAGAAAAAAUGUGAGGAAGAGAUCCAUGAUGUAAAAACUUGUCAGAAAUGUCGUGUAAAAUUAGAGGAACUAGAUGGUCAACAAUUAAAAACUGACUUUUUACGUAAAAACUGUCAAAAAAUACAAUCUGAUAUUAUAGAUGAUAAAAUACAGAAUCAUCUUAUUAAAAUGGAAGAAGAGUAG